CGUCAGUGUUGUUUUCAAAAUGGCUGAUCACGAGCUUCUUCAUCAUUAUCAUCACCUUUCGCUCUGUUUGUGCGACCUAAUCCGGUUGCUCUGGGCCCUGAUCGUCCCGUGCCUGUACCUGUCUCUGCUCCUCACUGUGCUCCUGCUGCUGCUCCUUCUGGGGGUGAGGCUGUGGCUCCAGGGCCGGAGGAGAGCGAGGAGGUCCCGGGACAAGGGGCCGGCGGUCGCCUUCUUUCACCCGUACUGUAACGCGGGCGGAGGGGGGGAGAGGGUGCUGUGGUGCGCGCUCCGGGCUCUCAUGAACAAAUACCCUGACGUGUCGUUCGUGGUGUACACCGGCGAUCAGGGCGUGACUCCGGAGCAGAUCAUUGAAGGAGCGCGGCGCAGGUUUAACAUCACUCUUCCUCGCGGCGUGAGCUUCGUCUUCCUCAGCCUCCGGGUCCUGGUGGAGGCGGGGUCAUACCCUCACUUCACGCUGCUCGGACAAAGCCUCGGCUCCAUGUUUCUGGGCUGGGAGGCUCUCACGUCCUUUGUCCCAGACCUGUACGUUGACUCGAUGGGUUACGCCUUCACUCUGCCCAUCUUCAGGUACCUGGGCGGCUGUAAAGUGGCGAGCUACGUCCACUACCCCACGGUGUCCACAGACAUGCUCUCUGUGGUGCGGCAGAGGAACCCCAGGUUCAAUAACUCGGACAUGAUCAGCCGGAACGCCGUCCUCAGCGCGGUCAAGCUCUUGUAUUACUGCUGUUUCGCUCUGCUCUACGGUCUGGCCGGCUCCUGCAGCGACGUCAUCAUGGUCAACUCCACCUGGACUUUGGGUCACAUCCUGGCUCUGUGGCGCUCGCCGUCCCGCACAGGCGUCGUGUACCCCCCGUGCGACGUCCGCGCGUUCCUCGACAUCGCGCUCGAAAACGAAGACGACGACGACUGGGAGGAGGUUGGGCGGGAGCUGGGAGAGGACGGUUUUCAAGCCAAACCCGAGAAAAAGCGCAUCUCCAUCGUCUCCGUCGGGCAGUUCAGACCAGAGAAAGAUCACAAGCUGCAGAUCCAGGCGUUCAGGGAGUUGCUGAACAGGAACGGCGCGUGGGAGAAGGACGCGCUGCGGCUCGUUCUGAUUGGCGGAUGCAGGAAUGAGGAGGACGAGGAGCGCGUGCUGAUGUUGAGAGGUUUCUGUGAAGAGCUGGAGGUGGGAGGUAAGGUGGAGUUUAAACUAAAUGUGCCGUUCGAGGAGCUGAAGAAAGAACUGGGUCACGCCACCAUCGGGCUGCACACCAUGUGGAACGAGCACUUUGGGAUUGGAGUGGUGGAGUGCAUGGCGGCGGGCACCAUCGUCCUGGCACAUAAGUCCGGCGGUCCGAAGCUGGACAUCGUGGUUCCUUUCGGGGGCGGGCAGACGGGCUUCUUGGCGGACAGCGUGGAGAGCUAUGCCUCGUCCAUGGAGACCAUCCUCUCUCUGACCCCCGAGGCGCGGCUGGAGAUCAGACGGAACGCGCGGCAGUCGGUGGAGCGUUUCUCCGACCAGGAGUUUGAGAGCAGCUUUUUGGGCGCCAUGGAAACGGUGAUGAGGCGACUGGAGCGAUGAGCGAAACUGGACGACACGUUUCAACAUGAAGACCAAAUACAGACUCAAGAGCUUCACGAGGGAAAAGAAAAGUGUUCUACAGCAGGACUAAACCAGGACUGAACCAGGACUAAACCAGGACUGAACCAGGACUAAACCAGGACUAAACCAGGACUAAACCAGAACUGAACCAGGACUAAACCAGGACUGAACCAGGACUGAACCAGGACUAAACCAGGACUAAACCAGGACUGAACCAGGACUGAACCAGGACUGAACCAGGACUAAACCAGGACUGAACCAGGACUGAACCAGGACUGAACCAGGACUGAACCAGGACUGAACCAGGACUGAACCAGGACUGAACCAGGACUGAACCAGGACUGAACCAGGACUGAACCAGGACUAAACCAGGACUAAACCAGGACUAAACCAGGACUGAACCAGGACUGAACCAGGACUAAACCAGGACUAAACCAGGACUAAACCAGGACUGAACCAGGUCUAAACCAGGACUGAACCAGGACUAAACCAGGACUGAACCAGGACUAAACCAGGACUAAACCAGGUCUAAACCAGGACUAAACCAGGUCUAAACCAGGACUGAACCAGGACUAAACCAGGACUAAACCAGGACUAAACCAGGACUGAACCAGGACUGAACCAGGACUGAACCAGGACUGAACCAGGACUGAACCAGGACUAAACCAGGACUAAACCAGGACUGAACCAGGACUGAACCAGGACUGAACCAGGACUAAACCAGGACUAAACCAGGACUAAACCAGGUCUAAACCAGGACUAAACCAGGACUGAACCAGGUCUAAACCAGAACUGAACCAGAACUGAACCAGGACUAAACCAGGACUAAACCAGGUCUAAACCAGGUCUAAACCAGGACUGAACCAGGACUGAACCAGGACUAAACCAGGACUAAACCAGGACAAGCAUAUGGUGAACCCUCAAUUAGAAAAGUGACUUAGUGCAGCUUUAAAGGAGGUUUAAACCAGGAGCAGUUCAGCGAGGUAAUGAAUACAGUAAUAGUUUUGAAAAGGAAGUUACAAAAAGUAAAUCUUUUCACAAUAAAAGCCUGAUUCAGAUGAACACAGACGGUGUGAAGGUCUCGUCCUCAGCUCUUUAAGUCUGCAGCACUUUUAAACACGUUUGCUCUUCACUUGGAGCAGCCAUUUUGAAUUUACAUUGAUUUAGUUGAAGCUUUUUGUUACGUGCAAAGUGCAAACCUCUUUGAUUUUAGGUGUAUUUAGGUCCACAUUGUGUUACAUGGAAUAAAUAUGCUUUGUAAAUGCUCAAUGUAGAUAAUAUUCAGUUAUAUUUAAUAAAACAUUACAUAUUGAUAAUGGGGUAAAAAGAGUUUCUUUGGGUUGUGUGAAUUAAGUUGUGUUUAAAGGCCCAUAUGACACUGUUUUCUGUUUCCUCGUCACACACAGACCUGGAGUUGUG
This is a messenger RNA of Periophthalmus magnuspinnatus, 3022 nucleotides long. It is a transcript of the gene alg11, whose product is annotated as ALG11 alpha-1,2-mannosyltransferase. Gene Ontology annotation, biological process: protein N-linked glycosylation. NCBI's taxonomy places the organism in Eukaryota, Metazoa, Chordata, Actinopteri, Gobiiformes, Gobiidae. The transcript has 6 exons. The record is from RefSeq and is a predicted model, not a curated record. Bases 20 to 1582 code for a protein of 520 amino acids. Gene Ontology annotation, molecular function: GDP-Man:Man(3)GlcNAc(2)-PP-Dol alpha-1,2-mannosyltransferase activity. Gene Ontology annotation, cellular component: endoplasmic reticulum membrane.